Molecule: messenger RNA, 3411 nt
Organism: Linum trigynum
Lineage: Eukaryota; Viridiplantae; Streptophyta; Magnoliopsida; Malpighiales; Linaceae
Source: the annotation of a GenBank genome assembly
CUAAACACAUCAUGGAUUAGAAGGUAUUAAGCUAGUUUCCAUUUUAGAAUACACCUAAAAUUUCCCCAUGGUCCAAAGUUGUGUAUGUACUUAAAUGAGAAAUUAACUCCAAGGUUAAGAUUUAAUCUAGGUCUUCCCAAGUUGAUUAAGGUUUUGGAAACAAUAAAAGAGUAAUUCCUAGUUUGCCCAGCUUCGGCUUUAUCUACUACCCUAUAAUUUUAACAUCUAAUAACGACAUCGUUAAAAGAGGAAGACGAUCAAUUUAUUAACGAUUAAGAUUACUUUGUAAAUUCAACGGAAAAGUAAAGGUCUAUAACAUUGAACAAUCAUUAUAGUUGAGUUGAUGAGUGAUUUUUUUUUCUCCAUAGUUGAUGAGUGCGAUUACUUAAGUUGUUAGUGAUUAAUUUUUUAGUGCAAAGUUGUUGUUCACAAAAAUAUUAUCCUACAAAUCCACACUACUACGAUGUUUCAAUUGAAAGUUAUCGUGAAAAUAACUUUGUAGUCAAUUUAUUGUCGAUCUUAAUGAAUUAAUAAUUACGAAAUCAUUUUUAAGUAUUAAAUAUUUAUAUGUAUUCAUGUUUUUGUGUUCUGAAUACUUCUGAUAAUGAAUCCGAUAAACGCAUAAAGAAAAGGAUUUUUAUUUUGCGAUUUCCACAUUUUCUGACCGUGACCCUCCUUCAAUCUACAUUUUCCACAUCACCCACCCCGCUUAAUAAAGAGACUAAUUAAAUAAAAAUAACUAAAGGAAGAAUAAUAUUAAAAAAGGGGAAGUCCUCUCCGCCUCUCCCUUUCGUUUUCUUUUCUUGCCUUUUAUAUUUUUUUCUCCCUUCAUUUCUCUCUUCCCAGAAUCUUCUCUCUCUCUCAAAAGAGGAAAAAAUCAGAAUCCGUCCAACCCAGAAACCAAAGGCUUUUCUCUUCUUUGCUUCCUCCUUUUCAUGGAGUUUGUUUGAUCGGGAAAUCCACGCGAAGCUGCCGCUGCCGCCGCCGCCUGCAUUAUAUUCCCUCCACCAGUGAUUCCGAUUUGCUUUUACCUUUUCCUCCACCGCCAUCGCUCUUCCCCGAGCACAGAAGAAAUAACGACAAGCAAGAAGACAAAGAAGCGGAUAUCUCUCAGAUAGCCGACGAAAGAAAUCGGGAGUAAAGAAAGGAGAAGAAGAAUUUGCUCUGCCGCCGGAGUCAUGAGACCGAUUCAGCCUCCACCAGGUACCGCCGCCACCGUUGCGGCUGUUCCAUCUAUGUCUAAUCAGAAAGCUCGCAGGCGUCCUAACCUAAGCCUGCCUCUCCCGCUUCGGGAGUCCAAGAUCGCCGUCCCGCUCCCUCUCCCGCCGCUUACCGCCUCCGCGACGUCCACCAGCAGCCAGCAGCAGCAGCAGCAGGCGACGACGCACCAGGUAAUCGGUUUCUCCGAGCUCGACCGGAUCAACCGGAUUGGGAGCGGCAGCGGGGGAACCGUCUACAAGGUGAUUCACAGGCUCAGCGGGAGGGUUUUCGCGCUCAAGGUGAUCUACGGGAACCACGAGGACUCCGUCCGGAACCAGAUCUGCAGGGAGAUCCAGAUUCUCCGAGACGUCAGCCACUCCAACGUCGUCAGGUGCCACGAUAUGUACGAUCACAACGGCGAGAUCCAGGUCCUGCUCGAGUUCAUGGACGGCGGAGCGCUCGAGGGGGCUCACAUCGCUAAAGAGGACGAUUUGGCGCACGUCGCGCGCCAAAUCUUGAGCGGAAUUGCUUACCUCCACCGUCGGAAGAUCGUCCACCGCGACAUCAAGCCUUCCAAUCUGCUGAUCAAUUCCAACAAGCACGUCAAGAUUGCCGAUUUCGGGGUGAGCAGGGUGCUGGCCCAGACCAUGGACCCUUGCAACUCCUCCGUGGGAACCAUUGCUUACAUGAGUCCGGAGAGGAUCAACACGGACUUGAAUCACGGCCAGUACGACGGUUACGCUGGGGACAUAUGGAGCUUGGGGGUGAGCAUAUUGGAGUUCUACUUGGGGAGGUUCCCAUUUGCGGUGGGCAGGGGAGGCGACUGGGCAAGCUUGAUGUGUGCUAUUUGUAUGUCGCAGCCGCCGGAGGCUCCCGUUACUGCUUCCAGGGAGUUCAGGGAUUUCAUUGCUUGUUGUUUGCAGAGGGAACCAGGGAGGAGGUGGACGGCAGUGCAGUUGUUGAAUCAUCCUUUCAUUGCGAGGGGCAAUGGAGGCCAAAGAGAUGGGAGCCAGAACCUGCAUCAAUUACUGCCUCCUCCACGCCCGCUCUCAUCCUAGUAUUGGCUUCACCAACCCAACUUUUCUUGAUACCGGUUAUCCUUCUUGAUCAUUUUGGGGUUUACCUUCGUCUUGCUCGUAUUAUCAGGGAAAUUUUUCUUUCCAAUUGCCAUUUUUACUCCUAUUCUGUAAUUUUUGAUAUGGUGGGUCGGAUUUGAUUUUUAGGAGGACAUGGUUGGAAAUGAAUGGUCGAGCUUUAAUGUUGUGUUAGAUGGAUCGACUUUGAAUCAGAAUCAAAUCAGUUCAUGAUUACAAUGUAUGUUUACCAUGAAAAGUAAAAAGGAAACUGAACUUUCUGCUAUGAUUGCCACCUGAAUUAUGCUUUUGCUAGUUAUGUAUGCUUUCUGUUUCGAGUUUCAUUGUGCCUUUCUGUUUCAUGGGGUUAUUUCUGGCAAAUUUUGGAUAGUAAGUGUUACCAUUUUAGUUACACGUUUAGGAUGGCAUAUUUAAGGGGAGAUUCAAAUAACAGCUGCUCUACUACUUUUGGGUCAUUCUUAUCAGUAUUAGAGUACAUACAUGGAUCUAAUUCUAGUUUCCCUCUUCUGAAGAGUGAUCUUUGUACUCAAUUGCUUCUGUUAUCGUUCGUGUGGCUAGUCUGAUUCUAUUCUUGAACUCUUGUAGGAGCAAAAUUGUUAGAUCCAGUCUGCAUCUAUAUCCUGACCAUGAUGUUUGAUAAUCUAUAUGUCCUCAGUGGGUUCAUAACAUUACUCAAACCUUAAGUGUGUAGUGUGGAGGAUUUGCCUUUGCCCUGUGUUUAAAUGGUUAGUUUCAUCUGCUGCAAUUUGGUCAUUUAGAUUGGAUUUUGUUUGGAUUUUGUUAGGAUUAUAGGUCAUUUAGAUUCAUGCCGUGUGUGCAAUGGUAGUUGAUGUGGAACUACAUCUGUUCUUACGUAUAUGGCUGUAAAUGGUAACUGUCAACUCAUGUGAUGAUGCUACAAUUUGGUCAUUUAUAGAUACCGGCGCCGGCCUCAAUGUUGGUGGUAGUCAAUCAUGCAUGCAAUUUUUUUGCUGGGUAGAUGUGUGCUUCUGCUUCUGGUUUAUUUCCCCUUCUGAAGAGGGUGAGAAUUUUAGGUUGAAGAACAUGAGACAAAUAAGUCACUAACUAAAAUGUUCUGUGCUGUGCCUCAUUCUGAGAUUAAAGCUUUUGCGAUCUG